Molecule: messenger RNA, 4031 nt
Organism: Paramisgurnus dabryanus
Lineage: Eukaryota; Metazoa; Chordata; Actinopteri; Cypriniformes; Cobitidae
Source: RefSeq, a predicted model, not a curated record
UCACGCCGUGCGUAUCCGUUCGUGUGUCGCUCGCUUCUCUCUGUAUUGGGAAAAAAGCCCAGUGCGGAUAGCAGCUAUGUCAGUCCAGGCUGUGGCAGCGAAAAUGUCCGAGAUCGACGUGGCCGGUAAAGAUCCUUCCCCUGCGAUUUCUCCAUUGACACCUAAGGCGGAGGAGAAAAAGAGCGAAAAUAACUCAUCCACGCCGUUAUCGGCCGCGGCAGUAGAGCCGAGCCCGGUGAUCGCCGCACCGAACCCAGUGAAGAUGCCGCAGGUGUCCGCUAUGAAGCGACCAGACCCGCAGCAGAAUGGCGGUGAGGCGUUCGUCAACUGCGACGGCACGGUGGCCGAGGCCCCGCGAAUGAAGAAGAUCCAGUUUGCAGACCAAAAGCAAGAGUUCAACAAACGUCCCACUAAAAUCGGACGCAGAUCUCUGUCUCGCUCUAUUUCUCAGUCCUCUACAGACAGCUAUAGCUCUGCUGCCUCUUACACUGACAGCUCCGAUGAUGAAACAUCACCACGGGACAAACAGCAGAAAAACUCCAAAGGCAAUGGAGACUUCUGCAUCAAGAACAUCAAACAGGCUGAUUUCGGACGCAGAGAGAUCGAGAUCGCUGAGCAAGAAAUGCCAGCUCUCAUGGCGUUAAGGAAGAGAGCUCAGGGAGAGAAGCCAUUGGCUGGAGCCAAAAUCGUGGGUUGCACCCACAUCACUGCUCAGACUGCUGUGUUAAUGGAGACCCUGUCUGCUCUGGGCGCUCAGUGCAGGUGGGCUGCGUGCAACAUCUACUCCACCCAAAACGAAGUAGCAGCUGCCCUGGCCGAGGGAGGUUUCUCAGUGUUUGCCUGGAAGGGUGAAUCAGAGGAUGAUUUCUGGUGGUGUAUUGAUCGCUGUGUUAAUGUUGAAGGGUGGCAGCCCAAUAUGAUUUUAGAUGAUGGAGGUGAUUUGACCCACUGGAUUUAUAAGAAAUAUCCCAACAUGUUCAAAAAGAUCAAGGGCAUCGUAGAGGAGAGCGUGACUGGAGUUCACAGGCUGUACCAGCUGUCAAAGGCUGGCAAAUUGUGUGUUCCUGCUAUGAACGUUAAUGACUCUGUGACCAAGCAGAAAUUUGACAACCUGUACUGCUGCCGGGAGUCCAUCUUGGAUGGUUUAAAGAGGACUACAGAUGUAAUGUUUGGAGGAAAGCAGGUGGUUGUGUGUGGAUAUGGAGAGGUUGGAAAAGGCUGCUGUGCUGCUCUCAAAGCGAUGGGCUCCAUUGUUUAUGUCACUGAGAUCGACCCCAUCUGUGCUCUGCAGGCCUGCAUGGAUGGCUUCAGGCUGGUCAAACUCAACGAAGUCAUCCGACAGGUCGACAUCGUCAUUACCUGCACAGGUAACAAAAAUGUGGUGGUUAGAGAAUACAUGGACCGAAUGAAGAACGGUUGUAUCGUCUGCAACAUGGGCCACUCCAAUACUGAGAUUGAUGUGGCCAGUCUGAGGACUCCUGAGCUGACCUGGGAGCGGGUGAGGUCACAGGUUGACCAUGUCAUCUGGCCUGACGGAAAGCGAAUAGUAUUGCUGGCAGAGGGUCGCCUACUAAACUUGAGCUGCUCCACUGUUCCUACCUUUGUGCUGUCCAUCACUGCUACUACCCAGGCUCUGGCUCUGAUAGAGCUGUACAAUGCUCCUGAAGGCCGCUACAAACAGGAUGUUUACCUGCUGCCUAAGAAAAUGGAUGAAUAUGUGGCCAGCCUACAUCUCCCUACAUUUGAUGCACACUUGACCGAACUGACAGAUGAACAGGCCAAAUAUCUUGGCUUGAACAAAAAUGGACCCUUUAAGCCAAACUACUACAGGUACUAAAUCCAAUCACAGAUGGGAAACAAAGACUCCACAAAAUAAAUUAUCAAGACUUCACAAUCCAUAAAGAUGAAGGCAGACACAACUGUGUAACAGGCUGCCUUUGGAGGGGAGGGAAAAACUUCAAGCUGAUUGGUUGGGGGUGAAGGGGCGUGGCUAAUUAGCACUGUGGCAGUGUUUAUGUAUUUUAUGCUAGAAUAACAUAGCUAAUCUUUUAAUGAGCUGCUACUGCCAGCGGUGCAACCUAGCGACGUUUCAGUGGAAAUUUCACCAGGUUUAAUCUUUUCUUAGCUUCAGUGUCAGUUGUACGUAAUCCAUUUAGAGAUCUUUAAUUGUUUAACUAUAAUUAAGCUGUGGCGAAACAAAAAAGUAAACUAAAGAAAGUGUGUGAUCAUACCUGAUCAUUUAGUUAUGGACAUGUCACAUGUCCUUUGUUUUUCUACACAUGACUUUUUUCCUUUAUAUGAAACGGUGGGUGGGACAGGAUUACAAUUGGGCGCAGAAGUUUGCUUUUUUCUUUUAGUUGAUCAAGCUGUUUGUCAAAUUUCUUUUAUUUUUUAAAAACUUGUAUUAAUUUUUACAACAGAUUUUAACCUUUUGCGCUCUCAAUUCUAAAUAAAUCUGUUAAAAUUUAACUGGAUUGUGAAGGAUUUGGGGGCGGGGCUUAUCCCCAGCCUUUACUUAGGCUGGAAUUUAAUCACCUCAGUGACAUCAGCGUCUAAAAAUUUUCUCUCCAUUUCCGCACGCUCUUUCCAUACUGUUCUCAUCUGCUAAGCAAUGCCAGUAUUGUUGUUUGAGAUUAAAAUGCUCAAACUGUGCAUUUAGAAAUUUACUGUCUUGUUAGAUCCACAUUACUGCUGAAACUCAUCAGACUGUAAUCACUGGUGUAUAUUAAGAUAUUUAUACAAAAUGAUUUUUUUUAAUCUUCUGUUAUUCAUGUUUGUUCUUAUGAGCUCAUCUUCUGUCAUGAUAAAAAUAAGCAAUUAAAUGUUAAAUAAUACUCUAGUGUAAUAUUACAUUUAACGAAACCCUUGUUUUAUAUACUGUGAAGCAGAGCUUAUAUCAAUGAAAUACCAAAUGUACAGUUAAUUCGGUACUGAGUUUCUUUCCAGGUCAUUAACUGAGGCCAAGAACAACUUGUGUACUCUUUUUAGAUGUUAGAAGGAUAGAUCUUGAAGUAAACGUUUUAGUUCUGCUGCCUUUGUUACUGGGUAUAUUCAGAUGUAAUAAAAUCGGGACCUUUAUUUUACUAUAUUUCUGGAAAUCUUUAUGACAUAUAUUUAUCUCUUUUCUUGCCGUCUGUGUUUGUCAUAAAGAGAAUCAAACUGAUGGUCUGUUUCAUGUUUAAUGUGGCAUUGUUUCCCUUUGUUCUGAAAUGUUUUCCACUUCCACAGUAGAUCUGUGUCAUAUUUAUAUCACCUGAUGUUAAUUAGCUAAUGGAAUUGAUGCAGUUCAAAAGGGAUUUUACCCAUUUUUAUCUCUGGAUAACGCAUAAAAUUAGUAACUGAGGCCGUUUUUAGCUUUGCACAACCCUAAAGGCAUAUAACCUGGUCAACAUGAGGUGUUUCCAAACUUCAGAAAUGUAAACUUGGCUUAUCCCAACAAACAAAAACUAAUUAAAUUCAUCUUUACUAUUACAUUGUUAGCUUGUUGUGCUCUUGUAAUGUGUCCAGUCAACUUUAGUAUAAAAAAUGUAAAUGGAUUUACUACCCAUAUCCCCAUCAUAUCCCUAUUGUCACUUUUUCAGUCUUUAUCUGCUUAACACACAGUCCUUGAAGCACAUCUGUUGUGUACGUCUUGUUUAAAUGUUUAAACCCAUUGUCUUAAUUUUUUAAGGUGUGUGUGUGUGUGUGUGUGUGUGUGUGUGUGUGUGUGUGUGUGUGUGUGUAUGCAUUAGAGUGUUUAAAGAGGCUCACAUGUCCAAACUCGGAUGUCUUCAGAGGCCAAGACUUCAUCUCUGUGUUGCAGUUAAGCGUGAUGGUCUUGUAAGGAGCACAUGAGAUCAGCACCAGCACCUCUUACAGACAACGAACGUUGACAUACGAACUAAAAACAACUGUAUUUAUUGUAAGUCGUCACUAGGAAUUUGAAAGUCUUUUAUGAUGAGUUGUCAACUGUUUUAAUAUUGCAACCGAUGGUAGAUGAGCAAUAAUCUGUAAUCUUGAAGAACAAAUAAAGACAAGAUAAGUACAACUGA